Parnassius mnemosyne (clouded apollo) is the source of this 2973-nucleotide messenger RNA. NCBI's taxonomy places the organism in Eukaryota, Metazoa, Arthropoda, Insecta, Lepidoptera, Papilionidae. The record is from the annotation of a GenBank genome assembly.
AUGGCUGACGAAAGACUAGUGGUCCUGAAUCGUAGUGACAACUUAGGAUUCGGAUUUUCUUUGCUUGGCGAAGCCGGUUUGCCACAUAUUAUUUAUCAAAUUGAAGAGAAUUCACCUGCAGCCCGUAGCGGUGAGGUCGAAGCUGGAGACGUAUUGCUCAAGGUUAAUGGGACUGACGUAAACCGGUUCACAACCAGAGAAGUUUUAAAAUGCUUACGACUUUCGUCCGAUCCCGUCACUUUAAGGCUAAAAAAGGAUCCGGAGAUCAAGGCGAAUGUGAGACGGUACAUAUCAGCAGCGACUGAGCGGCGGGCCGCUGCGGCGCGCGCCAAGCACGAGAAGUCAAGUUCGCCGCCUGCUAGCAAUUCAAACAGCAACUCGAAUAGCAAUUCGUCGAGCAACUCUUCAAGUAACGGAUCCGCGGUGCAGUCGGGGGACAGUUGUGAGGCUUUGCUCACGGAGGAUAGGGGGCGGCGGGGGAGGAUCAGCCAGCCGAAAUUCGAGGCGUACAUGAUGACAGGCGACCUGAUACUCAACCUAUCGCGGGUGGAACACCCGCAUCACAACCUUCACGCACCUACACAUCGCACGUAUUAUCAUAGAUAUAAUUCAACGCCGGCGUCGCCAAGUGAAAAUCGUUUGGGUGCGCGAGUGGAACUCAGUCAAAGGCACAAUUCUUCUCCGGAGACCGGCCUAGUCUCAGAUCACGCAAACAAAAUGUUCAUUUCUCAGCCCGCGUCUCCCGCCGGAGGGGGGCAGGCGGGCAGCGAGAUGGCGUCGCGAGCGCAACAUGUCGUGCGGACAUCGCGCUCGGAGGACCAUUUGCAGAAGGAUUCGUCGCUGAGCGCGGUGGCCGUGGAGAUGGAGGAGGACGUGACGUCGUCGCUGAACACGCUGCUGGACGCGCGCCCCGACUCCGCCACGCCCGGCGCGCCCGGCCCGCCCGGCACGCGCUCCGACUCCGACCUGGAGCGCGACAGGAUCGUGUGGACGUACAACGCGCCGGUGUCGUGUGCGUCGGAGCGCACGCACUGCAACGGCUCCGGCGCCACUUCCAACUCCACCUCAAUCUCCGACGGCAUUUCGCAGCGGUCGUCGUCGCCGGCGUCGCCGACGUCGGUGUCGUCGUCGGUGAUGUCGUCGCGCGCCACGCCCCCGCACCGCCCGCCCGCGCUGCUCUCCGCCUCGCAGCACUCGCAACACUCGCACCACUCGCAUCGACCGCUCAACGGUGACAUGAGCUUAUCAGAAGCUGUAUCAAACAUAUCUAGUCCAGACUUCCAAGACCAAGACGACAUGUUCGACACUGGUCGGGAAUGUCCUAGAAUGGAACUCUCUGACCCCUCAGAUUCGGAUUCGACCAUAUUGGUUUCGGAGCCGUGUCACAAACGGGCAAAAUCCAACUCCUCGUAUUCCAAUGAUCAGGACAGUGAUGUUACGCUCAAUGGUGAACAUAAUAAAGACUAUAGAAUAGUGAUACAAGUGAAAGGACCAGACAAACAAAGUGUGAACGCGAGUGAUAGUGUAAAUAAUAACAAUAACAAUAGUAACUUUACACAAAACAGAAAGGAGAAUGGGUAUGGAGGUUCAGACGAGGGAUCGGACGGAGACUCUCUACACUCCUUCCACUACAGUCCAAAAGCUGUGGAUAUACCUUCGGCUGAGCGGCUCGCCAAAAGGCUAUAUCAUCUCGACGGAUUCAAGAAAUCUGAUGUCUCUAGGCAUUUAAGUAAAAACAACGAGUUCUCGCGCGCGGUGGCGGAGGAGUACGUGAAGCACUUCGAGUUCAGCGGCGCCACGCUGGACGAGGCGCUGCGCGACUUCCUGGCGCGCUUCGCGCUCAGCGGCGAGACGCAGGAGCGCGAGCGCGUGCUCGUGCACUUCUCGCGCCGCUUCCUCGAGUGCAACCCCGGUUCAUUCAACUCGCAAGACGCGGUGCACACGCUGACGUGCGCCAUCAUGCUGCUCAACACGGACCUGCACGGCGGCGGCGGCGGCACCUUCCGCCGCAUGACGUGCGCCGAGUUCAUCGACAACUUGGCCGACCUCAACGACGGCGAGAACUUCCCGCGUGACACGCUCAAGCAUCUCUACCACGCCAUACGCACGCAGCCGCUGCAGUGGGCGCUCGACGCUGAGGCAAAUCAAGCGGCGACAACAGAAACUCGAACCACACCAGUCGGGAGUAAUCCCUUCCUUGACGUGCCAGACCAAAGCCGAGCCGUCGAGUAUAAAAAAGGCUACGUCAUGCGAAAGUGCUGCGUCGAUGCUAAUGGCAAAAAGACACCAUUCGGCCGACGUGGCUGGAAAAUGUUCUACUGCACACUCCGGGAUUUGGUACUUUACCUACACAAAGAUGAACAUGGUUUCAGACGGAGUCAAAUGUCGGAUAACUUACACAACGCUAUUAGAAUACAUCACGCGCUUGCGAUGAAAGCUACGGAUUAUACGAAAAAGCAACAUGUAUUUAGAUUACAAACAGCGGAUCAAGCUGAAUAUUUGUUCCAGACCAGCGACUCGAAGGAGCUGUGCUCGUGGGUGGAGACGAUCAACUUCGUGUGCGCGGCGUACUCCGCGCCGCCGCUGGCGGGCGCCGUGGGCUCGCAGCGCAAGUUCCAGCGCCCGCUGCUGCCCUGCACGCACACCAAGCUCGCCAUGCGCGAACAAUUGGCGGAUCACGAGGAGCGGGCUGCCCGUCUGGAAGAAGAACUAGCGUCCUUGAAAAGCGCACGCGACGCCACGCACACACACGCGCCCCAUGCACACACGCGCGAUAAGGAACACUAUCUCAUACAUGAGAUAAAGAGGUAUCGUACGUAUGCGUACGUGAUGCGAGCGCGGGCGGGAGGCACGGGUGCGGACGAGGCGGCGCCUGCGCUACCCGAGCGGCCGCAGCUUCCGCAGCAUCCACAGCACCCACAGCAUCCGCAGCACCCACAGCAUCCGCAGCAUCCACAACAUCCACCACCCUGA